Messenger RNA from Aegilops tauschii subsp. strangulata, 1965 nucleotides. Its product is annotated as protein NUCLEAR FUSION DEFECTIVE 4. The record is from RefSeq and is a predicted model, not a curated record. Lineage: Eukaryota; Viridiplantae; Streptophyta; Magnoliopsida; Poales; Poaceae. Gene Ontology annotation, cellular component: membrane.
CAUAAUUAUUAUCAGAGCUCCAGUGCCUCCAACACCACCACCACCACCCCGGAGCCCGGACGGAGCACGUACAGCUCUCCUCUCCCCGGCGAUGUCGUCGCCUUCCUCGGCCCACUGGCUGAGCCUCGUCGGGACCAUCUGGCUGCAGACCAUCAACGGCCCCAACUCCGACUUCCCCGUCUACUCGUCGCAGCUCAAGGAGCUCAAGGGCAUCUCCCAGGUGCAGCUCAACUUCCUCGCCUUCGCCUCCGACGCCGGCAAGCUCUUCGGCUGGUUCUCCGGGGUGGCCGCGCUCUACGUGCCGCUCCCGCUCGUCGCCUUCGUCGGCGCCUCGUUCGGCCUCGUCGGCUAUGGCGUGCAGUACCUCUUCCUGGACAGCCCCGGGCUCAAGUGCUGGCACCUGUUCCUGCUCACCGCCCUCGCCGGGAACGGCAUCUGCUGGAUCAACACCGUCUGCUACCUCCUCUGCAUCAAGAACUUCGCGUCCAGGAGCCGCGUCGCCGUCAGCCUCGCCACCAGCUACCUCGGCCUCAGCGCCAAGGUGUACACCAGCCUGGCCGAGAGCUUGCCCCGCCUGGCCGACUCCAAGGCCAAGACGUACCUCCUCCUCAAUGCCGUCGUGCCGAUGAUCGUCACCGUGUUCGUGGCGCCGGCCCUCAGGCUGUUCGACCUCAAGACCGACUCCAUGGCGAGCACGGACACGGCAUUCCUCGUCAUGUUCGCCAUCACCCUCGCCACGGGCGCGUGCGCCGUGGUCGGCAGCAUCGGCUCUACGGCCAGCGGGCUGUCCUCCAGGGAGCACAUGAUCAGCCUCAGCGUGCUCCUCGCCGUCCCCAUGCUCAUCCCGGCGGCGCUCAAGAUCCGUCAGAGCAUGAACAAGAUCUGGGAGGCGAAGCGCGAGAACAGGAUCCACGAUCUCGGCAGCGACGACGCGGUGGUCGUGAUCGAGGUGAUGGACCUCGAGACCAAGGAGGAAGAGAUCGUCGCCGCGGAGGAGGAUCCCCAGGAGGAGGUCGGAGGCCUCCAGCUGCUCAAGAAGCCGGACUUCUGGCUCUACUUCUUCAGCUACAUGUUCAGCGGCACCCUGGGCCUGGUCUUCCUCAACAAUCUGGGGCAGAUUGCCGAGUCGCGAGGUCUCGGGCAGACUUCCACCCUGGUCUCGCUGUCGUCUUCCUUCGGAUUCUUCGGUCGCCUCCUCCCGUCCUUCAUGGACUACUACUCUGCAAAAAGCGGCCACAGCAUAUCGCGGACGGGGUCCAUGGCGUCGCUGAUGGCGCCCAUGGCGUGCGCCUUCUUCCUGCUGCUCAACCCGGGCAGCGUCUUCCUGUACGCGAGCACGGCCAUCAUCGGGACCUGCACGGGGGCCAUCACGUCGGUGGCGGUGUCGGCGACGAGCGAGCUGUUCGGCGCCAAGAACUUCGGCGUCAACCACAACGUCCUCGUGUCCAACAUCCCCGUCGGCUCGCUCUGCUUCGGCUACUUCUCGGCGUUCCUGUACCAGCGGGAGGCCGGCGCGCGCGGGGCCGCCACCUGCUCCGGCGCCAGCUGCUACCAGGCCACCUUCGCCAUCUGGGGCGCCACCUGCGUCGUCGGCACGCUGCUCUGCGUCGUGCUCUACGUCCGGUCGCGCAGCUUCGCCGGCAGGCUGCCGGUGAGGUUACAGUGGCUGUCGCGCGUAGCUAACUUCCUAGGUGCCCGUCAGAAGGCUUGACGACGGCGGCGGCCAUGGCGGGUGAUUGAUUAACUUAGGAGACACGAAGCAUCGAUCUGCCGCGAUGCGAUCGAUGUAGCUUUUUGUUUUCUUCUUUUUCAUGGCUUUUCUUCUUGACUGAUCGAUCCCACGGAGGGGAUACGCACGCAGAUCAAGCUGGACUGAGUAGAUAUUGUGCAGGUUGAUCAUCACCUUUUCGCUGCAGAUAUAUAUGCAUAUAAAGAGUGAUUGAAGAAUAGCAGAUUUUCUUUUCA